CAGAGUAUAAAUAGAACUAAACUAAAGGCAGUGCAGCAAAUGCUGUAUCGGGAGCCCUAAUACCUAUGCAUUUAGCUAUCUGAUCACAUUACAUGUGUGUCAUUAUCGACAUAGGACAUUCUGGCCAGUUUUACUUGUAAAAUCAGCCAUCUUUGUGAAGAAACGAUAAGUAAACGAUUGGAGACUUUAAAUCAAACACAAUGUUUUCAACGAAACCAACGUCUAUUAACAACAAAGAGAGGAUCUCUAGCAAAAAGAGAAAGGACUUUAAUUUGAAAUUUAUUGUGAUCGGUGAUUCCAGUGUGGGAAAGACAACACUUGUGGAGAAAUAUUGUGGUUGCCACGAGACAGGAAACAACAGAAAUAACAAUAGUCAUUACUUUCAUCACACAAUAACCGACAAAGACUGGAGCUGCAAUCUCAAAAUAUUCGACACUGCAGGUCAAGAGCGAUACAGAAGUGUCACAUCCUCGUACUACAGAGGAGCAUAUGGGUGUAUCAUUGCUUUCGACCUCUCUCAAGAAACAUCGUUUGUCAAUCUUGAAAAUUGGUACAAUGACAUGCUGAAUUACUGUAACAGCAGCGAUGUUUCUGUGGUACUAGUGGGGAUUCAAAGAGAGGGACGGGAGAGAAUUGUGUCUACAGAACGGGCACAGAAAUUUUCAGACUAUUUGGAUCUUCCAUACUUCGAAGUGAAUGUUGAUAAUCAAAGUGAAAUCAAUGACGUUUUCGACAAUUUAGCAAAAACUGUCGUUCAGAGAAUCCAGUCGCGAGAGCCUGUAGCCACAAUGUCUACCUUCACUACGACAAAUCUGUCAAAAUUAAUGGUAAAGACUGAGUCGAAGUUUGGUUGUAGUUGCUGCUAGCUGAAAAAAAAACAAGACAUUCCUGUCCAUGUGCCAAAUAAGAAUACAUUUCAUGCCUGUAAUUUAUGCCGGAAUCUCAUCAUUUUCAUAAAGCAAUCUCAUUGACAUCGCCUUCUUUGAUACGCAAAAGAUUUUGAUGUAACAAUGUAAAAAAGAGAGCGUUUUAAGUGCAAUAAAUUUAAGUUAUAAAAUUUG
Molecule: messenger RNA, 1061 nt
Organism: Saccostrea cuccullata (small rock oyster)
Lineage: Eukaryota; Metazoa; Mollusca; Bivalvia; Ostreida; Ostreidae
Exons: 3
Coding region: 201-866 (221 amino acids)
Biological process (GO): protein secretion; regulation of exocytosis
Cellular component (GO): intracellular membrane-bounded organelle
Molecular function (GO): GTPase activity; GTP binding
Source: RefSeq, a predicted model, not a curated record